Molecule: messenger RNA, 1086 nt
Organism: Lolium perenne
Lineage: Eukaryota; Viridiplantae; Streptophyta; Magnoliopsida; Poales; Poaceae
Source: RefSeq, a predicted model, not a curated record
AUGUCGUCGCUCUCCAAUGGCAGCAACCCCUUCGCCUCGGACGCCUCGGACGACUUCUCCUUCCCCAACCCCACCACGCUGCGCGAGUACAAUCUGCGCGACCACAUCGACGGCUCCGUCGACCUCUUCGCCCGCCGCGACCCCGACUGGCUCGCCAUCGACGCCACCAUCAUCCGCUGGCUCUUCCUCACCAUCUCGCCAGAUAUCUUCAAGACGGUGGUCCGCGAGGGCGAUGACGCGCACACGGUCUGGACGAAGAUCAACGAGCUCUUCACCGGCAACAAGCUGCAGAGGAUCGUGUUCCUGCAGCAGGAAUUCUUCGGCACGCCGCAGAACGACCAGACCCUCGAUGCCUAUUGCUUGCGUCUCAAGGCGAUCUCCGACGAGCUUCACGACCUCGGCUUCAAGAUCGGCGAUGAGAUUCUUCUCUCUACUCUUACUGCAGGGCUCAACGAGGAACUCGGGAACGCCGCCGCCGACCUCACCCUCAUGACCGAACCCACCUUCGAGCGGGCAGUCACCUACCUCAAGCUCGAGGAACGCCGGCUGAAGAACCUCCGCACCCGGGCUGUCCACACUGCCCUCGCCGCUGGCUACCGCGCCCCUGCCCCGCCAGCUCCCGCGCCUCCUCAACAGGCGCCGCGCCCGUGGACCGCGUCGCCCUCCUCCCCAUGCCACCUCAGCAGCUACAGCAGCAGCAGGGACGCAAGAACCACCGUCGUCGCGGUGGUGGCCGCAACAACGGAGCAUGCCGGUGCCGUGCCUGCCCGCCCCCGACACCUUCGGUCCUUGCCCCCGACUCACCAGGCGCUCUUCGCCGCGACACCGCCCUACGCCCCAGCCUACCACACCGCGCCACCACCCUACACGCCGCCGCAACCCGCAUGGGACCCGGCGCUCUUCGCGGCACUGCAGCAGGCACCCACGCCGGGCUCUUAUGCCGGUGGCGGCGACUGGUUCAUGGACACGGGCGCCUCGUCUCACAUGACCGCUCACCCGGGUAACCUUUCACAUUACUUCCCCACUUCCACCGAGUCUCGCAUCAUUGUCGGACGCCCGCACCAGGAUGGUCCUCCACCGAUGUGA